AUGGCGCGUUACGCGGUGGCACUCAUCGGCGAGAACAAGGCCGACGAGCACAACCAACGAGGCGUUUUCAUCAACACCGCUUCGGUCGCCGCUUUUGACGGACAAAUUGGGCAGUCCGCCUACUCGGCCUCAAAAGGAGCCAUCGUCUCGAUGACUCUACCAUUGGCGAGAGACCACGCCGAGGACGGAAUCCGCUUCAUGACGAUCGCCCCCGGGCUGUUCAACACCCCGCUACUCGCCGGGCUCCCGGAGAAGAUGGCCACAAAGGCCCUGUUCCAAGGCGACUCGGAGAUCGACGAACUCUUCCGCAUAUUCCGCAUCAUGGGCGCGCCGACCGAGGAGGAGUGGAGAGGAGACUACGCUCAGCGAGCAUCUCUCAACAAAGAGGAUCUCCAUUUGCUCCGGGAAAUGCUCAUCUACGACCCGUCGCUGCGCAUCUCAUCGAAGCGUGCCUCUGUAGCACCCCUACUU
Mesorhabditis spiculigera is the source of this 471-nucleotide messenger RNA. The record is from the annotation of a GenBank genome assembly. NCBI's taxonomy places the organism in Eukaryota, Metazoa, Nematoda, Chromadorea, Rhabditida, Rhabditidae.